Pomacea canaliculata is the source of this 1139-nucleotide messenger RNA. RefSeq names its product keratin-associated protein 9-1-like. The transcript is spliced from 10 exons. The record is from RefSeq and is a predicted model, not a curated record. Gene Ontology annotation, cellular component: extracellular region. Lineage: Eukaryota; Metazoa; Mollusca; Gastropoda; Architaenioglossa; Ampullariidae. The coding region runs from base 90 to 875 and encodes 261 amino acids. Gene Ontology annotation, molecular function: peptidase inhibitor activity.
CAAGGUGCAUUUAUAAAGAUGUACAACUGAAGGGGAUAACAGAUUACAAUUCCAUUUUGGACAGAGCGUUUGUGCAAACCAUCGUCAAGAUGUUUUUGUUCUUUGUUCUUUGUUCACUGGGUCUCGUGUGCGGCUUUGACCACCCUCUGUGCCUUGCCAGACUUCGAGCUUCUGCUUCAUCGGGCCUCUGUCCGGGGGCCGUCUGUCGCAUCGUCCUUGACUCCACGACAGGUGUUACAUCUGCUAAAUGCAUAAAGGGCGGCUACCACUACUGUCCUGAGCCCCCGCUGGAGGAGGGGCCACUCUUCGGGGGGCAGUGGUGCCAGAGGCAGUGCGAGGAGGACACGGACUGCACAGGGAGACAGGUCUGCUGCAACGACUUCUACGGUUGUGGCAAAAAGUGCCGUGACCCACUUCCGCUCUACACUUGUGAGCAUUUGAAAUGUACUGACGGCCAGAUGUGUGUCAUGGCGGGGACUGAAUUACCAGCACCUUCAUGCAUCAACAGCACCUGCAGCCCCCCUUGUGGGUCAGGACUGAAAUGUGAAAUGGACGUUGACCCAUCCUGUACCCAGACUCCCUGUCCUCCAGUGCCCCGAUGUCUGGCGAAAGAUCCUGCGUGUUCCCCACCAUGUGCCCCUGGGUACUCGUGUUUACUAACCCAAGUCCCCGGAUGUAGCAAGCCACCCUGUCCCAAAGUGCCUCAGUGUCGACCCCAGUGCCUGGCCUACCCCGGGGGUAUCAACGAAAGUAACUGCAUCGUGAGUGACCUGUGCUCACCGUCGCCUUCUGUCGCCCAGACUCAGUGUCCGGGUGGAACCGUGUGUUGUCCGACGGUGUGUGGCCGUCGGUGUCUGCAGCCGCUACCUGUGUAAGACCCACGUCACGUGACUGACACGUGUUCCUCACGUAGUGUUCUGCCACACACUGCUCACCACGUAGUGUUCUACCGUGCUCCACGUGUCAUCCAUACACCGAGACAAGCUAGAGGGAUUCUUCUACUCUAGAGCAUAUACGAUUCAGACAUUUUUUCCAAAGCUGACAAAUGUGAAUAUUUCAAAUUUUUCGAGACCUUGAUGCGAGUUACAGGCUUACUCAGCAAAUGUAUUUAUUCUUGAGGAAUAAAGAUGGUAAACUAA